UGGAAGUGAAGCAUUACCAGGCACCAGGAGGGCCACAGCGAUAGGGACGCCCACAACCUGCUGAGAGCAGGGGACUUUGGAAAGCAGUGUAAUGUUAACUAGGAUCUUGAGAAUGGGCACAACCUGUGCCCAGAGCUUUCACAAGUGUACCUUGUGUACCCUAACGCACCACUUCUGACAAUCAAACACUGAAGUUGGAAACACGGUAGUAAUACUAAUUCUCAGCUGGGGUGUGAUGGUGGAGGCAAGAGAACUGGGAGCUCACGGCUACGGAAGACUCUUCCUAAAUAAAUAAAAUAAAGGCAAAGCAGGAAGGAGUGUAAGUUUUUCUGCUCUAGCCCAGGGUUGCGUAGUGGGAGUUGGAGUAUCAUAAUUUUCCAAAUCUGAAGACCUGAAUUAAGUGGCAAGUGUUGAUCCAGAAGGAUGAGCAAGCUGCUUGGGGUUGCUGCGGUUAAGAAAGAUCUGUAAAAAAACAAAUGCUUAACAUUGAUGAAAUGAUCCUGUCUUGGAAGCAUGAAGACUAUGCAUUUAAAGACUGUGAGAUGCUGCUUUUGGGUGGAGAUGUUGCGGGGUACAAAUAAAAAUCUUCCUACAGCUAAAGAAGCCUAGAACAUUCAAGAAUAUGAGCAAGCAGACUUUCCCUGUUUACUAUCACCAGAAAGAGAGAGCCUGGGUAACGCCAGCAUUGCCUAAGGAUUGGUUUUUGAACUGUUUUAUUCUAUAGACAAGAAUAUUCUAUAAACAAAAACAGCAUUUCAUUCAAGAGUCUUCUGGUCUGAUGGAUAGACACAGCACAUGGGCAUCAUCCACACUAGCAUAAAUGCUGUGUGUCUACCACCAACUGUAACUGCAUUCGUUCAACCAACCAAUGGACCAACAUGUGAGAGCUUUAGCCAAAGCAUCCUAUUUACCGCAAAUGGUUGCGUAGGUCAUCGGAAGUGAUCAAAUAUGGAUGAAAGCUGCCAGGAUCCUUGAAUAAUAUUAACAUUUUGCUGUCCAAAUUGCUUCAGGGAGAGAACUCACACCAGACACACUAUAGGCAUUUGGAAGAACAAUUUAAAAACACACCCAAAGGUUAGGGUUGUCCUCGAUGCAAGAGAUUUAUUAGCACCUUAGCAAGCAGUAUGGCAGGAGUCUGAGGUUUAAAGCUUCAUGGCUUUGUUUGGCAAGAUUUCUAUUCUCAACGGUUUCUGGGAGAGUAGAGAGGUCUCACCGUGAGGAAGCAGGCUUAAUUAGUUUGUGGCCUAAAACUUGUAACAGACUUAGGUUAACAGUUAGUUGGGAAACUUCCAGAAUUGACCACUGAUAAAGAUCUUCACAAGCCCCUUGACACAGAGACUGAAGAGCUUCCAAUGAUGAAUUGAAGGAAUCGGAUGACAACAAAAACCAUGAAGUGGAAGGGAAAAAAAAAGAAUUUAAAGCAAGAAGGUUCACAACAAAGACCCUGGCAGUGGGACAGGACACUCUCAACAAAGGGGACAGAUAUCAGAUAAGGUGGAUAGCACUGGUUCACGGGAUCAGACAGAUGCAGGCUGCUCUUGCUCACCAUGAAGAAACAACAUGAAAAGGGGAAACAAAUGGCGCAGUCAACACUUGGCAUCUGCCCGAAGAAUCCUGCACCUGCGCAAACAGCAGGUGUCGACACCUUUGCACCUUCUGCUUCCUGUACUUGAGUCUCAUCAGAAAAGAGAGAAACUGCUGAUUACGUCAUCAUAGCUCCCAGCCAGUGAUCUUAGUGAGAUGUUUUCAAUAUCCUCAAGCCCGCAUGUACCUUCAGCGCUGUGGGUUAAUGGUAGGAACCUGUUCAACCGUUCUGGUUUUCGCUUUCCACACAGCAUGUAAGAAGCCUCACAGAGGGCAGAGAAGUGGGAGGAGAAAGAAAAGGAGGAGGAGCCGGAAGAGAGGAAGAAGGAGAGUCACCCAGACCCACCGGCUCCUUUCGGAGAGCUAACCCGCCCUCAGCCGCGAGGACACCAAGACCCUGACAACAAGCAACUUGCUGAAGAUCGCACAGCUGCAAGUGGCAACACCAGGCCUGGUACAGGUCCCCGGCAUGGAAACUGCCUACCUGAAGAAGUGCUUUGGAAACAGCCUGACCCAGGCACUGGCAGAGGUGGCAAGAGUGCGGCCCAGUGACCCAAUAGAGUACUUGGCUCAUUGGCUUUACCACUAUAGGGAUGUGACCAACGCUAAAGAAAAGGAAAAGCAAGAAGAGCUACAGCUAAAAGAGGAGUAUGACAGCCUCCAGAAAGUGAAAAUGACCCAAAUGCAGAAACAAGAGGAAUAUCAGCCUCAACAGAAGUGUGAAAAGUGUCACCAGGAUCCGCUCCCUGAAGCACUUUCCUCAAACAAGACUCCAGCCCAGCAAAAAGACACUGCCCUUCUUGAGAAGGAGACCAGGAGGCAGGAAUCUCCACCAGGUGUCUCCGGGGUGGUUGCAGAAAUGCCUCAACGGGUUUUUACCUCUUGAGAAAAUGGCCUGCUGGAGGAGCUCUCACCUCAGCUAAGACUAAAGAGUCUGAGGAGGAGGCUGGCAUCUACAGAUGCUCUGGUCUGCUAACCAUGAAUACGUUAAUCAUGUGACACUGUAGAUUGGCUAUUGGAUAAAAAUGAACCCAGACCACAGAUUAAAUACAAUAAGGCAUCACACUGAUGAGACCCUCUCCUCCCACUACAGGGUGAAAGCUUGCUCCUCUCCUGUACUCUUCUUCGCUUUAGCUAUGCUCUGCAGUCAGGGCUCUUGGAAUUCUACAGGUGCCAUGGAGGUUGCCCAUGGCACUAAUAACAGGGGGUUUCUCUUCACUAUAUGUCAACACUUGUAAAAAAAUAUGUUUCCAUUUUUUAUUGUGAUAAAGCCCAUGACAUACAAUUCAUAGUUCAGUGACCUGGACACAUUCAUACCAUAUAGCUACCCAGACCAACAAACCUCCAAACUCUCCCUUUACCUUGUAGGAGUAAAACUCCGUCCCAUUAAAUAAUAACUCUAUUUUCUCUUCCCCCCAAACCCUAGAAACCAUCAUUCUACUUUGUCUGGGUUGUUUUGACUAUUCCAAGUAACUCAUAUAACUAGAAUCAUGUGUAUGUGCGGGCACGCACUCAUAAGUGAUUUAGCAUUGUGUAGUAAUCCUUAGUGUUCUAGUGACUAGGCUUUAGUGCUUUUAUUUGGCAUACUAUGUCCUCAGGGUUCACUCACCCUGUAACAUGGAUCAGAACUUCCUUCUUAAGGCUGAUCAGUUUUGUGCCCUCAUAUGGAAAGCAAAGACUGUAAGCAUUUCUGAACUUAAUCAUGCAGUAUGCUGGCUUGUGGAUAUGAGAAAUAGUUAAAAGGGAAACUAGAGGGGAUUCAUUUGGUGACAGGAUAAAAAGACUGGAAAUUUGGGUCAUCCAAGAUGGUUGCUAUGUUUUCUGUCUGGGUCCCAUGGCUAGGUGGAGGUAAUUUUUCCUUAAGUAUAGGACAGAAGAGUGUGGCAUGCUGAGUAUGUGGUACCUGUGAAAGGGAUGGGAACAUCACAAAAGAGAGCAGCCCUGAGAUACUGUCCCCACCCCAACCCCAAGAAAGGUCAAAGACUCCAGGCCAGCCCUGGCUUCUCUGUAAGAUGCCAGAGCAGGAAGAAGUACUGCUAUUUAUCUGAAGAGGCCUCCGCUCUCUCUCUCUCUCUCUCUCUCUCUCUCUCUCUCUCUCUCUCUCUCUCUCUCUCUCUCUCUCUCUCUCUUUCACACACACACACACUCACACACACACAGUCUCUCUUUCUCAUUCUCUUUCUCUAUCUCUCUCUCCUCCCCCUCUCAAUUUUAUUUAUAUAUAUAUAUAUAUUAUAAAUAUGCAUGCAUUUAUGUUUAGUGUGUGUACUUUUGUAUGUGUGUGAAUACAUGUGACAUGGGAACUUUCAGGAUUCAGCACUCUCCUUUCCCACAUGGGUUCUCAGGAUGGAAUUUGAGUCCACAGGUUGUCUUGGUACUUUUGCCCUACUAAACCAUCUCACAGAUCCAUUCUUAGAUAUGGUUAAGCCUAUAUUAAAAUGUCUGCUGGACAUAA
Molecule: messenger RNA, 4039 nt
Organism: Arvicola amphibius (Eurasian water vole)
Lineage: Eukaryota; Metazoa; Chordata; Mammalia; Rodentia; Cricetidae
Gene: Dydc2
Product: DPY30 domain containing 2
Exons: 6
Coding region: 2054-2470 (138 amino acids)
Cellular component (GO): Set1C/COMPASS complex
Source: RefSeq, a predicted model, not a curated record